AGAGGAAUAUAUAUUUAGUUGACAGUUCUUCCAGUUACACCUGCACACGACACAAGAGUCUCCAAUCCAAACCGGUACACACGGCCUGCAGACAAAGGUUAGAUUGCCAGAAAAGCUACCGUCAACAACAGACAGAGUGGCCUGGCUAGAACUAUCGUGGCAGAAAGUUAAUCAGUCUGGCUUGGGCCCCGCCCCCCGCCUCUGCAGCUCGCGAAUCAACGAAAGGCGUGUGUUUUUGUGCCAUUCAUUCCCGACCCGACCGCGUGUGUGUGUGAGUGGACGCAGCGUGAAGAAGAAGCAGAAGUUGAAGGAGGGCGAAAGUGUGUCGCGUGAAAAAAGUGCGAGAUAUUUUUGGGCAUAAUUGAAAGCAGGAACCAUGGCCGCUCAAGAGAACUCGGAUGUUUCCACAAAAUUCUCCACGCUGAACGUGAACGCAGUGGAGUUCGUGCCGAGCUUCAGCUACGGUGGUCCUGCCAGCACAGCGGCUGUGGUAUCGGCGCAAGCAGAGGGAGAAGCGCCGCCGCCAGCGGACACCCAGCCACCUGGAGCAGGGUCGGGAUCAGCCACACCAGCCACAACUCCGGACUCCACCGGCAGCGGGGGAUCAACAAAUGCCUUGGUAACGGCCGCCGGAGCAGCAGUGGCAGCAGCAGCAGCAGCAGUGGGACCUGCGGAGACACAAGCGGGAUCCUUGUCGGCCGCCGCCUCCAACUCAGCCUCGCCCGCACCGGGUUCGCCGGCUACCACGCCUUCGACGGCGGCAGCGGGGCCAAUUGAGAACGUCAGCGCGUCGGACAAAGUUGCAAACAAUGAAACCGAUCCCGCUGAUAGCUGGGAUGUGGAAGACGAUACAGUCAUAACUCCUGAAGACGAAGAGGCCGAGGAUGAGUUCUUGGAGGGCGAGGCCACGCCAAAGGUGUCCAAAAAGAAGAUCGUGAAGGUCGAGGAGAACAGAAGCAAGCGGGAGCAUGUGAACGUAGUGUUCAUUGGCCAUGUUGAUGCUGGCAAAUCAACAAUUGGCGGACAGAUCAUGUCGCUCACAGGGAUGGUGGACAAGCGGACGCUGGAGAAGUACGAGCGUGAGGCACGUGAAAAGUCGCGAGAGAGCUGGUACCUCUCCUGGGCGCUGGACACAAACCAAGAGGAGCGCGACAAGGGCAAGACCGUGGAGGUGGGGCGAGCGUUCUUCGAAACGGACCGCAAGCACUUCACCAUCCUCGACGCCCCAGGCCACAAGAGCUUUGUGCCGAACAUGAUUGGCGGAGCGGCACAGGCAGAUCUGGCUGUUCUGGUCAUAUCGGCGAGAAAGGGUGAAUUCGAAACGGGAUUCGAUCGAGGCGGACAGACCCGGGAGCACGCCAUGUUGGCCAAGACAGCGGGCGUUAAGCAUCUGGUCGUGCUGGUCAACAAAAUGGACGAUCCAACAGUCAAUUGGGAUCAGACGCGUUACAACGAAUGCAAAGACAAGAUACUACCAUACCUCAAGAAGCUGGGCUUCAAUCCAGCCAAGGAUCUUACCUUUAUGCCUUGCUCCGGUCUCAGCGGCUACGGCCUAAAGGAUCAAAUUCCAGAGUCCAUCUGCCCAUGGUACAGAGGGCCCGCGUUCAUCCCAUUCAUCGAUGAACUGCCCUCACUCAAUCGCAAGUCUGACGGGCCCUUCAUCAUGCCCAUUGUCGAUAAAUACAAGGAUAUGGGAACAGUCGUAAUGGGAAAAGUGGAAUCCGGAAUGGCGCGCAAGGGUCAAAACUUGCUGGUGAUGCCCAACAGGACACAAGUGGCCGUAGAUCAACUGUUCUCCGACGACUUUGAAGUCACAUCUGUUGGUCCCGGCGAGAAUGUCAAGAUCAAGCUGAAAGGCAUUGAGGAAGAGGAUGUCUCGCCUGGCUUUGUACUCUGCGAUGCCACUAAUCCCAUCAAGACGGGAAAAAUCUUCGAUGCUCAGGUCGUUAUAUUAGAACAUAAAUCAAUUAUCUGUGCGGGUUAUUCGGCCGUCAUGCACAUACACUGCGCUGCCGAAGAGGUCACAGUAAAGGCCCUCAUCUGUUUGGUUGACAAAAAGUCUGGUGACAAAUCAAAAACACGUCCACGGUUCGUUAAGCAGGAUCAGGUUGCAAUUAUGCGAAUCGAAUGCUCCGGAAUGAUUUGCCUUGAACAGUUUAAGCUCUUCCCACAAAUGGGUCGUUUCACGCUAAGAGAUGAAAACAAAACCAUUGCCAUUGGUAAGGUACUGAAGGUGGUCGAAUAAAUUGAGCCAAGCUACAUUCUAGCGCCCGCCUUUCACUGCGACUUUGAGAAUAGCCUUGCACGCCACGACGAGAGACAACAGCAACAACAACAACGCCACGCUUUCUUCAUAUUUUACAAAACGAAAAAAAACCCAGGCAGUUACACCCUCAUACACCACAUACCGUUCUUUUACGUUUACCAGCAAUAGCAAUUGAUUAUACAUUGAUUAGAGGAAGUUUAUAUAUAGCAAACGACAUGAAUCGCUGAAUCGGAUGCGCGUUCCCAGAGCCCGGAGAACGGGCAAACGGAAAGUUCGUUUACAAAACCGAAAAGACAUUCAGCUGGGACUGGGACAGGCUGAGAGAUCGAAACGGAAAUGCAUUAUAUACGAAAACAUAAACUAUAUUAUGUGCAACUAAAAGAAAAUCGGUAGCAAGACCAUUUGCGAAACAAGAUGUACUAUUUAUAUAUAUACACAACAAAAAAACACAUACAUAUAUAUGCAUAUAUAUAUAUAAAGCGUAUACACAGAACAGUAUAUAUAUAUGUAUGCGAAGCGGGAGAGACAUGCCGAUGCCGAUGAUGAUAAUUGAUUACGUAUGAUAACACGCAUAAAAUAGGUUCUUAUUACAAUUUGCGUUUGUUAAGGCCCACAACACUCAGCGUACGAGUAGCCGCCGUCGUUUUAUUUUUAUUUUUGGUCUAUUACUUUUGUAUAAACUGUAAGCAUUAUAUAACACGUACACGUACAUGCCUAAAUCACGCGCGCAAGUCGUGACAUUUUUUAAAAACUAAAAAAAAAAACUAAAAGCUGCAAGCUACCCAAUUUUUAUAUUUAUACAAGCGAAAAGUAAGAAAUAUAUCCGAACCGGUCUCCGUCACGCCACGGUUCCCCAAUAGAUUUCCCCCAUACCACACCGCCCCCCUCCAUAGAUUUUCCUUUUGUAUGAGCCUUUAAAUUGCAAAUAUGUUAAAUAAUUCCGGCUAAAUCGAUUACGAUUAUUUACCCAUCUUCUAUUUUUUUUACAAAUACAUAUAUUAUAUAACUAAAGGCUUUAAUUUAAGUUUAAGCCCCAAAAGGAUCUUUGAAAAAAGUUAGCUUGAUUCGUAAGCUCAAAAUGAUAGAUUGUUUGAAAUCAUUAAACUAAAACAAAACAAACAAAACACGAAACAGAAAUCGAAACUGUACGGGUGAACAUUAUCCAUUACGUAAAAAUGUAAUUGUUAAUUUUAUAUUACUUACUUUAUAUUCUAUUCACUUAAAAGCCAAUCCCCAUAUUUGUUUUGCUACCACAAACGAAUUUGAUUUGAUUUUUUUAUAAUUUAGUUAAUUGAAGAAAUCGUGCAAAAACCACACGAACCAAUACGAAAAACCCCAAUUAUGAAGGAACAAAAUAAAAACGCCUUUUUGCUAUCAAGCAGAAACAAAAAACACAAACA
This is a messenger RNA of Drosophila obscura, 3666 nucleotides long. It is a transcript of the gene eRF3, whose product is annotated as eukaryotic peptide chain release factor GTP-binding subunit ERF3A. Lineage: Eukaryota; Metazoa; Arthropoda; Insecta; Diptera; Drosophilidae. The coding region runs from base 377 to 2245 and encodes 622 amino acids. Gene Ontology annotation, biological process: translation. The record is from RefSeq and is a predicted model, not a curated record. Gene Ontology annotation, cellular component: translation release factor complex. The transcript is spliced from 8 exons. Gene Ontology annotation, molecular function: translation release factor activity; GTPase activity; GTP binding.